Molecule: messenger RNA, 1845 nt
Organism: Lachancea fermentati
Lineage: Eukaryota; Fungi; Ascomycota; Saccharomycetes; Saccharomycetales; Saccharomycetaceae
Source: the annotation of a GenBank genome assembly
AUGAAAAAUAUACUUUCGCUGGUAGAGAAAAAUAAAAACGCCAGCAAGUCUGGUUCUAGUGGAUUAGGAAAUGAAUUAAAUGGGGUGAACAAUAAUUCUUUAAUGAUGGACGACAUGAACAACAAAAAAAGUGAUGUGGAGUUAGUCCAUAUGGAGCAUGCCCCGGGUUCGGCUAGUCCAGAAGACGAGAAUAAUGUGGAAAACAUGAUGUUGAAUGCUACGCUAGACGCGAAAGAGGCCGACGAAAGCGAAAGAACGAUGCCACUUUUGAAAGCAUUGAAAACAUACCCCAAGGCUGCUGCAUGGUCAUUGUUGGUUUCGACAACACUGAUUAUGGAAGGUUACGAUACGGCAAUUUUGGGUUCAUUUUAUGCUUUACCGAUUUUUCAGAAGGAAUUCGGUUCCCUAAAUUCUAAAACAGGUGAGUAUGAAAUCUCGGUGUCUUGGCAAAUUGGUUUGAGUUUAUGUUACGUGGCUGGUGAAAUUGUAGGUUUGCAAUUGACGGGUUAUUCGGUCGGCUUCAUGGGUAAUCGCUACACCUUAAUUUUAUCAUUGCUGAUGCUCGGUGCUUUUACCUUUAUUCUUUAUUUCUGCAAAAGUUUGGGAAUGAUUGCUGUGGGACAGGCAUUGUGUGGUAUGCCUUGGGGUUGCUUUCAGACCUUGACAGUUUCUUAUGCGUCUGAAAUAUGUCCUUUGGCCUUGAGAUAUUAUUUGACAACAUACUCAAAUCUGUGUUGGCUAUUUGGCCAACUUUUUGCUUCUGGAAUAAUGAAAAACUCCCAAAAUAAUUAUCCUAAUUCGGAACUUGGCUAUAGAUUACCAUUUGCCCUGCAAUGGAUUUGGCCCGUCCCUCUGAUGGUAGGUAUUUUUUUGGCACCCGAAUCGCCCUGGUGGCUAAUGAAGAAAGGAAGAAUCGACCAAGCGAGAAGAUCGCUCGAGAGAACGUUGAACGGUAAAGGUAUUGAAAAAGAGGUCAUGAUAACUAAGGAAUUAGAAAAAAUCAAACUUACAAUCGAAAAAGAGCAAAAGUUGAAAGAUAGCGAAGGUAGUUACCUGGACUGUAUUCGGGAUAAAAUCAGUCGGAGAAGAACAAGGGUCACAUGCCUGGUAUGGGUUGGACAAGCUACUUGUGGUUCUGUAUUGAUCGGAUACUCUACUUAUUUUUACGAAAAAGCUGGUGUCAGUACCGAGACGGCUUUCACUUUUAGUAUCAUCCAAUACUGUCUGGGUAUCGCUGCAACUUUCGUAUCUUGGUGGGCAUCGAAGUACGUUGGAAGAUUCCAGCUUUACGCGGUAGGUUUGGGUUUCCAAGCAGCCAUGUAUUUUAUUAUAGGUGGGCUAGGAUGCUCGGAUACGAAGGGGUCACAAAUGGGAAGUGGUGCACUUUUGAUGGUUGUCAACUUCUUCUAUAAUUUGGGAAUUGGGCCAGUGGUCUAUUGUCUUGUGUCAGAGCUACCAUCUUCUCGAUUGAGAACAAAGACUAUUAUUUUGGCUCGUAAUUCUUAUAAUUUGACUCAGAUUGUGACUAUGGUCUUGGCUUUGUAUCAAUUAAACUCAGAGAAAUGGAAUUGGGGAGCAAAGUCGGGAUUUUUUUGGGGAGGCUUUUGUCUUGCGACUUUAGCAUGGGCCAUCUACGACCUACCUGAAACUUCAGGAAGGACCUUUGGGGAAAUAAAUGAACUUUUCAGGCUUGGUGUUCCAGCAAGAAAGUUUAAAACGACAAAGGUGGACCCAUUCACAAUUACAGCAGCAGAGGAGGAUCUCAAUGAUGAAGAAAGAAAAGCUUCCAUGGAAUCAUUCUUUGAAGCAGAAAAUAAUGCUCAGCCACCUGCUUCUGAAAUUUGA